UAAUGUGAAAAAACCUCCAAGCAUCCUUUUUUAAUGCUAAAUCUGAUAAGCUAAUGUUUGACCAAAUUGUGUUGAACUAAAACUUAACCAGAAUUGUGAACUCAUAAAUCGACUGCAAAUAAAUCAAUAUUUUUGUUCUAAUACCCAGCUACACUGUUAAAUUCAUGCUCAUUUCUGGAAACUCAUUUGUAAAUAGUUAAAUGCACUUUUUACUACGUUUAUUUUUUGUGUUAUUAUGAGGCCUUGUCGCACAACCCUUCCAAGAUGCUUUAUUGAGAAAUCCAGCCCCUUUAGGAUGUCUUGAAGGAGCAGGCUUGAUUUGGUAGACAAAUAAUUAUGGAAAAACGACACUCUUGCGUGUAUGCUAAAUAUCUCGGCAAGCCCAGAGACUUUCCAUCAAUGUAAUUUGCCUUAAAGAAACGUCGCCAACAACAUCCCUGCCCUCCCAAAAAGUACACUCAGCAGACACGCCCCCUCCAAUCUAAUCUGGUCUCUGUGACGAAUGCUUUCACUCCCUUUACUGAUGCUGAUGAGCUCCUGACAGACAUGGAUGUUGUUAGUUUCCUGCUUCCAAGCUGAAGUUAAACUUUGGAGUCAGAAACUCUUUAGAACACAAAGCUAAGGAAGAGACGCCUUCCAAAUAGUAGAUGCUUUUUGGAACCAAAACUGCUGCUGUUGACAUUUGUCUAAAACCAAUUGGUUGUUGAGAGUAAGGAUGUGGACCAGAGCUUUCGUUUUUCUGAUUGCAACCAUUUACUCCUAUCAGGUUAUUUCAGGAGUAGAAAUCUUUGUAGCCGAGCUGACGGUGGAAAGUAACGUCACGUUGGAAGCCAGCACCAUCCUGUCAAGUUGGAGUGAAGGUUUAACGUUUUCACUCUCUGGACAAACAGUGACGCUGGGAAGCAGAGAAGUUACUGCAGAGUGCCUUGUAAUUGGCGAUGACUACAAUUGCAACUGCUCAAGCGGAUACGUGUGGAGCAAUGAAGCGUGCUACAGUUAUGACUGCUGCAGGAACACUGCUUGCUUAAAAAAUGUGUCUCUUGUGUCACCGCUCUGCAUCCCUGCAGUCAAUGUUAGUCUUAAUGGAACGGCAGUUCUGCCAGGUGCAGUGAGUGACGCUGAUAAGACUCAGCUCCAAAGUGCUUUGGGACAGCUCAAUGGUGUGAUAAACAUACCUAUACCUACAACAAGGUCUUCUUCAACAAUAGCCAACAAUAUUGUUGAUUUUUGGGCAAACGCUACUGUCAAGUUUAACACCACUAAACUUCAAGAGAUUGUGACUAAUAUGAAAACCAAUCUUAAAGCUGAUUAUAUUUUUGUUGAUACUCAUGGGAUGGUUACAAUUUCUGCCCCAGAUAAAACCGUGAAUUACAAGUCAAAUCAAAGCCUGAUUUGUGCGUUUGAUGAGAGCACGGACCACAGCGGCUGGAACCUGAGCAAACCCUUUGAGCGCUUUGAGCUCAACACUGGCAGACAGAUUAUGCUAGCGAAUUGUUUACCAUCAGAUUACCCAUCCUGUGUUAAUGUUACACUCCUAGGGGUGACGGGCAUCUUGGCAGGCACAUAUGAAUGUGGAUUCACAAAGGGUUCGGUCAGGCACACUGCCAGUGCAACACUGGAUGUGGCUCUCCUGCCGGAUGUCAUCUCCAUGGAAAUCAGCCCUCUCAUUGCAGACUGUACUGGUGAUAUUAAAAUUCCUGUAAAUAUUUCUGUUAAUGCCACCAUUCCACAAAGCACAGAGAAGUAUGCGUUUCAGUGGAAAAUCAAUGAUAAAGAUCUGACUACAUUCAGCGAACCAGUUUAUUUGGUCCAGCUGAAUCAGGUUGUGCGUGUAAACUGCUCGACAAAAGACAACCAUGUAACCAUCGUCUUUAAAAACAGAAACAACCAAACUACUGACAAAAAUAUAGACAUCCCAAUGCUAAGUGCUGGCCAACCCUUUUGCAAGCCGGAAGUAAGUGAUGAAGUGGCAUGGCCAAAAACCCCUCCAGGUGUGACUCUUGUCAAUAAUACAUGCCCAGUUGGCAGGGUUGGGCAAAAACAACGCACUUGUGGAAAUAGUAGUGUGUGGCUGAAUGUGCUGUCCAACUGUGUCAGUGAGGAGUUAAAAAAAGUUUCAACGGCAGCCGAUAACUUUCUUCAGGGAGUAGGCGCCACCCAGAAAGUGGCUAUGGACAUAUUUGAAGGGAUGAGGAACAACUCUGAACCAGCAAACGACUCGUCUAACAUUGCAGACAUCAUGGCCUCUGUGAAUAUAAUCGAUACAAUGGCCCAGGCGACACAAUACGUUCAAUUGGAUGAGAACGUCUUCCCUAAUUUUGUUACUUCAGCGAGCAACAUGCUGAAUUCAAACUGGACCGGAGUCAACGAUACUAUUCUUCACCAAAUGUCAUCAAAGUACAUCAAUUCUAUGGAGGUUUUGGUGAAAGAAAUCCAGAUCAAUAAGAGCAGCGGAUACAACACCACCAACCUAGAGCUCCAGUUCUGCUCAAGAGAUGACUGCAAUUUAACCGUCUUUGAUAUCGGUGUGAAUCUCAACAAAACUGACGGAUUGAUGAAAGUCAUGGCCAUAAAAAAUCUAAUGGACAAAUUGGAAAACAAUUAUGAAAAGAGAGAAUCCACCGACCUCAUCCUGUCAGCCACACUGGUGAACAACAGCAACUCCAACAUCAGCAUCUCCUUGUUGUUUCCUGUUCAGCAAGACAACAACAGUGACCCUUUGUGUGUUUUCUGGAACACAAAUUUGAAUAAGUGGUCAGAUGAAGGUUGUAUAGCAAACAAGACGGGCAACUACACACUUUGUGAGUGCACCCACCUGACUUCGUUCUCCGUCCUGAUGUCCAAGUCUGACACAUCAGAGCCUGCCUUGGACAUUAUUACCAGUAUAGGAGUUGCAGUUUCCAUUUGCUGCCUGGUCCUCUUCCUUAUCGUUGAGUGGAUGGUGUGGUCAGCUGUCAUCAAGACUCACCUGUCCCAUUUCCGUCACACAGCUGUGGUGAACAUAUCCGUGUUCCUCCUGCUUGGUGAUUGCAGCUUUUUGGCCUCUUCUAAUCCCGCCAACCUCUCUGAAACCACGUGCCUUACUCUCACUUUGUGUAAACAUCUAUUCUUCUUAGGCAUGUUUGCCUGGAUGUUGUGUCUUAGUAUCCUGCUUGUCCACCAGCUUAUUUUUGUUUUUAGUCCUCUUAGAAAGAGGGUUUUCAUGUAUCUUUCUAGCAUUCUUGGCUAUCUGUGCCCAAUGGUUCUUGUAGGCUGCAGCUAUGUCUACUACAAUUACACAGGAACGAAAUACCACAAUGAAAAAACCUGCUGGCUGAUCUAUGAGGGCCUCUUGAAGGGCUCCAUUUACUCCUUUAUCCUCCCAGUGGGAACCAUUGUAUUGGCAAACAUUUUUUCUAUGGUGGUUGUCAUUGUUACUUUGGUGAAAACUUCAGUGCCUGACAGCAGCAAAGCAGAUGACAAGGAGACGGCAAAGGGCAUCCUCAAAGUGGUGGUCUUUCUGACGCCUGUCUUUGGAGCAACAUGGGGUUUCGGCUUCGCACUUCUGAUGCUGGAACCAGACACCAUUUUGUUUACAAUUUCUAAUUACCUUUUUACCAUCUUCAACGCCUUCCAGGGGCUUUUCAUUUUUCUAGUGGGGUGCUUUGGAGAGCAAAAGGUCAGAGAGGAAAUGCUGAGGAUCCUAAAGGUAAAAUCUGGACAGAGUGACAGUUUAAGUAAAUCCAUUUCAACUGCUGUCACAAAAACCAAAUGAAGACAACAGAGACCGAAUCAUCAACACUCAGAAAAUAACACUCAUUCCAUUGUGAUCCUGUUUCUAAUAUGUAGAUUGUGGUUUUAAAAACAGUGAGGAACUUUAAUUUAAGAUUAAUGAAUAGAACAAUAUUGUUGAUGGAGUUGAUGUUACCAUGUUCAUAUACUAUUUGUGAGUCCAAGUCAUACAAUUCUGGCUUUUACAAGUUAUAGGGAAAAUUCUGUAUGUUUGUGUUGUUUAAUAUGAAAAGGUUAUUUAGGUCUGUAUUUAAUUUAAAUAUGUAGUGAAUUAAAGUCAUGUAGACAAAUGUUCAGUAGACUACAUGCAAUGACUUUUGCUAUGACAAAUAAAACAGAGUUAUUGUUGUUUUAAUGGUUUUAAUUUAUUCAAGUGUACAUGCUUAAAA
This is a messenger RNA of Oryzias latipes (Japanese medaka), 4160 nucleotides long. It is a transcript of the gene adgrf3b, whose product is annotated as adhesion G protein-coupled receptor F3b. Gene Ontology annotation, biological process: cell surface receptor signaling pathway; adenylate cyclase-activating G protein-coupled receptor signaling pathway. The record is from RefSeq and is a predicted model, not a curated record. Gene Ontology annotation, molecular function: G protein-coupled receptor activity. Gene Ontology annotation, cellular component: membrane. Lineage: Eukaryota; Metazoa; Chordata; Actinopteri; Beloniformes; Adrianichthyidae.